AUGACUGGUGAUACGACCUCCCCACCGGAGCUGUCUCCCGACAUGCUCGAAAAGAAGGAAAGUGUACCGCGAAAUGUCGACCUCGAGGCGAGCAUCGAGCAAGACGACCCUCUUGCUCUGCUGUCCAAGAUCGAGACCAACUCGGAUGCGCAUCCGAUUCGAUGGCCGUGGUGGAAGAAAUGGUCCAUCAUCUCUGUGUACUGCCUUCUCCAGAUCUUCGUCACCCUGACUUCGACGACGUACGUCUCGGUCGAAUUUUUGAUCAUGGAGAAGUGGACCAGCUCCACGCAGGUCGCUACGCUCGGCCAGAGUAUGUUCAUCGUCGGCACUGCCGUGGGACCUGCUUUCCUUGGCCCCUUGUCGGACAUUGGAGGGAGGAAAUGGGUAUACGUGGGAGCAACCCUUUUCUAUGCGAUCCUCAAUAUCGGCACCGCCCUGGCCGACAACUUCCCCAUGUUGGUUAUCUUCUGCUUCCUCAUCGGAUGCGCGGGCUCUGUUGCGUUGUGUAACGUUGCGGGCACCAUUGCCGAUCUCUUCGGCGACCAUGACGGUGCGGCGCAACCCAUGGCUCUUUUCGUCCUCUCUGCCAACUUUGGACCAAGUCUGGGUUCUCCGAUAGGAGAGUGGAUUGCAGAAAACGAGAGCUUGGGAUGGCGCUGGAUAUUCUACAUCAAUAUCAUCAUUGGCGGCGCAUUUGCCGUUCUGCUCUGUUUCAUUCCUGAGACUUUACCCCGACUCGUCAUCGCCAGAGCGGUCAAGCGACGAGGUAGUGUCGAUCAAAAUGCCGUGGACAUUGCGCUCGGGUCAAGCAGGCUGUCCGUCGUGCGGGAGCUGAAGUUUGUGGCGACAAUGGCACUAAGGAUCAUGUUCACCGAGCCGAUUGUGAUAUCCCUCGGAUUAUAUAAUGGAUUUGCCUACGGUUUGCUGUUCCUCUACCUCGAUGGCGUCUUCGAUGUGUUUGUCUUCAACAACGGCCUAAGUUUUAUCGGAGCUUCGUUGACCUAUCUCAACUUUUGUGUUGGGGUCACUGUGACGUUCAUUUUCGUGCCGGUCCAAACCUACCUCUUUCGCCGCGACAGGUUGAAGCACGGUCGCCAUCGGCCCGAAGCCCGUUUCCUCACCUCUCUGGUGACUGUGUGGCUGUUUCCAAUCAGUCUGUUCUGGUUUGCUUGGACAUGCGAUGGUUCCGUGUCAUUCUGGUCUCCUGUCGUGGCAGGCGGCGUGCUCGGCUUUUGUGACCCGCUUCUUUGGUUGGCAAUGCUUAACUACAUCACGGAUUCGUACCCGAAUGUGGCUGCCAGCGCCAUUGCCGCUUUCCUCAUCCCAAGUUUUCUCAUUGCGGCAGGUUGCGCCCACGCUGGUGUUGCCAUGUUUGAAAACAUGGACAUCAGAUGGGCGUUCUCGACACUGGCAUUUAUCUCCAUCGGUUUGGUUGUGCUGGUAUAUGUUCUUUUCUUCUUUGGGCCGACAUUGAGACGUUGGAGUCCGCUGGCCAGAACUUUUUGA
Molecule: messenger RNA, 1506 nt
Organism: Fonsecaea nubica
Lineage: Eukaryota; Fungi; Ascomycota; Eurotiomycetes; Chaetothyriales; Herpotrichiellaceae
Exons: 4
Coding region: 1-1506 (501 amino acids)
Biological process (GO): transmembrane transport
Molecular function (GO): transmembrane transporter activity
Source: RefSeq, a predicted model, not a curated record